This is a messenger RNA of Strongyloides ratti, 951 nucleotides long. RefSeq lists its product as hypothetical. The transcript has a single exon. The record is from RefSeq and is a predicted model, not a curated record. NCBI's taxonomy places the organism in Eukaryota, Metazoa, Nematoda, Chromadorea, Rhabditida, Strongyloididae. Bases 1 to 951 code for a protein of 316 amino acids.
AUGAUAAUAUUUUAUAUUUUAUUUACAAUAUUUAUUUAUCCUACUCUAUCAAAAUUAGAUGAUGUGACACAAAUUAUUGAAACAUUAGAAACAAAUUCUAUAAAUAAUACACUUCCAUAUUUAACGCUUAACAAAAUAUUUCAAAAAAAUUUUUUAAGUGUUGGUAAAGUUUUAGGAAGUUUAACAAAUGAGGAUAAAAAUAUUUUGCUUAAAAAACUUUUUCAAAGAGAUAUAGAAGUAGAAGAGAUAUUAAAAAAAUUUUCACAAAACAUUCCAAUAGUUAAGAAAUUUUCAAGUCAUAAUUCUUCAAAUACAUUUUCAAAUUCUUCAACAUUUUCACACCAAACUUUAUUUAAUGGUGAUGAAUUUGUUGAAAAAGCAGAAAAUGAUUCAAACAUCAAGGCUAUAACAAAAGACUUGAAAAUGAAAUCUGCUUUUAAAAAUCUAAAUUCAAAUGAUGAUUUAAUAGCAAGAUAUAAAAUACCACCAUUAUUAAUCAGAGCUAAUCUAGAUAAUGAAUUGAAUAUUAAAAAACAAGUUUUAAAAGGACCAAAUUUAUUAGCUAAAAUUCGUUUCCGUACUGAAGAUUCACAUAAUAAAGAAAAAAAUAAUUUAAAAAAGAUAGAUAAAAGUAUUUCUAAGAAAAAAGAUGAUGGUUAUGAAAUACAAAGUAUACAAAAAAUACUUAAUAACAAUAAAGUUGUGGCUGCUUCUGAAUUAAUUGAUAUUAUUGAUAAAUUUAAAACACCAAAGAAACAGAAAAACAACAAAAAUAGACAAAAACAGUUAUUUCAUGCUCCGCCAGAGAUUAUACUUGAAGAAAGUACAAAACAAUUUUAUAAUAAAAUCUACCAUACAAAUGAUAAAAAUUCCAUUUACAAUGUCAAAAAGAUGAAUAAACAAAACAAUGAGAUUAAUAAUGUAUCUUUACAAGAUAAAAGUAGGUGGUAG